AGGCCUGUAUCACAUGCAUUUCUACCAUAAAAGUCAUAUGAAAAUGUCCCAAAAGUCAUAGGAUGGAUUGUUGAAAGAAAUUCGGAUUAGCGUUGCAAUACACACCUAUUUAUAAAUUUUAUUGUACACACGAUGUGUCCAAUGUCCUGCGUGCGCAAUUAAUGGAUCCUGCCUUGCCCUCUCGGUAAUGUUCGCCUUGCCUCGACUAGGGUGCUUCCUUAGCGGCUCGUGUGCGAAUGAUACGACUACUUCAUCUGUCCUUUUUCUUUUGUCGAAUGUCAUCGGCCGUUUCAUGUCCUAUCUACAAAGUAUUAACUCAUUCCGCGUUUGAGCUUUGGACGAAACGGUUGUUGCCGCUCGUCCUCUCGUGUGUGUUGUGGUUUAAGUGUUGUGGGUGCUGCGCUGAGUCGCCGCUCUCUCUUCACUGAUCGGGCUGUGCCCGGCCCCUCAUUUUGUUUUAGUGACUGUUUUUAUUUUUUGAGUUGGACAAGUGACUAAAAAGUGAUAAGUGAAGUGUCCCAGUGAGUGUGACAUGGCACUCUUUACAGGAUUUGCCGCUCUCGCGGCGCUGAUCCUUUUAGGGUCAGUGUCGUGUGAGGACGAGACGAUAGGACCCAUAUUUAUGAAGGAACCCCCAAAUCGAGUUGACUUCAGUAACACGACCGGUGCCGUAGUGGAAUGUGCUGCCCGAGGAUCCCCCGCUCCCGACGUCAUUUGGGUCCGAGCUGAUGGAACUGCUGUCGGAGAUGUCCCCGGAUUACGACAGGUCUUGCCGAAUGGUAACCUCGUAUUUCCUCCGUUCCGUGCUGAGGAUUAUCGUCAAGAGGUUCAUGCCCAAGUGUACGCUUGUUUAGCUAGAAAUCCAGUUGGUACCAUCCACUCCCGAGAUGUUAACGUACGAGCUGUGGUGCAGCAGCAGUAUGAAUCAGAAGUAAAUAACGAAUACGUAAUUCGUGGAAAUUCUGCUAUUCUGAAAUGCUCUAUUCCAUCAUUCGUAGCAGACUUUGUAAGUGUCAUAUCUUGGCACGAUGAUUUAGAAAACUCUUUCACUAUUGAAGGAUCAAAGGAAGGAGAUGAGGGGAAAUAUUUAGUACUACCAUCUGGUGAAUUACAUAUCAGAGAUGUUGGUCCCGAGGAUGGAUACAAAUCGUAUCAGUGCCGAACUAAACAUAGACUUACUGGCGAAACACGCUUGUCGGCUACUAAAGGAAGAUUAGUCAUCACUGAACCGGUGGGCCGAGUUCCUCCUAAAUUUGCAAGUGUACUAACUGGAACUAUGUUCGAAGUUAAGAAAAAUGAAUCUUAUGCGUUGCAGUGCCCUGCACAAGCAUUCCCAACCCCACUAUUCAGAUGGUAUAAAUUUAUUGACGGAUCGACACGUAAACAACCAGUAACACUUAAUGAUAGAGUAAAACAAGUGUCUGGUACCUUGAUCAUUAAAGAGGCAAAAGUUGAGGACUCCGGAAAGUAUCUUUGUGUUGUAAACAAUUCUGUAGGAGGCGAAUCAGUAGAAACUGUUUUGACUGUAACCGCUCCCCUCAAAGCUGCUGUUGAGCCAGCGACACAAACUGUAGAUUUUGGACGACCCGCUGUAUUCACUUGCAAAUAUGAAGGCAACCCCAUUAAAACUGUUACUUGGUUAAAGGACGGCAAGGACAUGAACCAUCAUGAUGCUGUUUUGAGAAUCGAAUCGGUCAAGAAAGAGGACAAGGGCAUGUAUCAGUGUUUUAUUCGGAAUGACCAGGAGAGUGCCGGUGCUAGCGCUGAACUGAAACUUGGAGGACGAUUCGAACCGCCUCAAAUUCGUCACAGCUUCGGCGAGCAAACCCUCCGGUCCGGUCCUUCGCUGCGGCUGAAAUGCAUCGCAUCCGGCAAUCCGACUCCCGAUAUCACGUGGUUCCUCGACGGCGACAAACUGUCCAGCGGUGAACGGCUGCAAAUCGGACAAUUUGUCACAGCUGAUGGAAAUGUUGAAUCGCACCUUAACAUCUCCUCAGUUCAGACCAACGACGGUGGAUUGUACUCGUGUGUGGCACUAAGCAAGGUCGGCAGCGCUUCACACUCAGCUCGCGUUAACGUUUAUGGUCUGCCUUACAUCCGCCCUAUGAAGAAACGCCCAGUUGUUGCCGGUGAUACCCUCAUCGCCCACUGCCCCGUCGCCGGAUAUCCCAUCGAUUCUAUUGUGUGGGAGCGAGAUGGCCGAGUUCUACCCAUCAACCGCAAGCAGAAAGUCUUCCCCAACGGGACUCUCGUUAUUGAGAACGUAGAGCGUAUUAGCGACCAAGCCACUUACACUUGUGUAGCUAAGAAUUCACAGGGAUACAGUGUCAAAGGAAAUCUCGAACUUCAAGUUAUGGUUCCUCCGCACAUCGUUCCGUUUGAGGCUGAAGAGCCAGUUUUUGCUGGAGAAUCCGUACAAUUGAACUGUCAUGUUUCCAAAGGCGAUAUUCCUCUUACUAUAACUUGGACUUUUCACGGGGAGGAACUAUCCUCUCACCAAGGAAUUACUACUAUGAAGAUUGGCAAGCGCUCAUCGUUGUUGACAAUAUCUAGUGCAACAGCAAGUAACAGCGGCGAAUAUUGGUGUCAUGCCGCAAAUCAUGCUGGCGUGGCUAUCCAUUCUGCCUCAGUUAAUGUCCACGUUCCUCCACGUUGGAUUUUGGAACCCACUGAUAAAGCCUUUGCGCAAGGAUCAGAUGCCAAGGUCGAAUGUAAAGCCGAUGGUUUCCCUAAGCCUCAAGUUACAUGGAAAAGGGCCGAAGGGGACACACCUGGCGACUACAAAGACCUAAAGCCAAAUAAUCCUAAUGUAAAAGUAGAAGAUGGGGCAUUAACUAUUAAUAAUAUCCAAAAAACAAACGAAGGUUAUUAUCUGUGUGAAGCUGUCAAUGGAAUUGGUUCUGGACUAUCUGCUGUAAUCUUAAUUAGCGUUCAGGCACCACCUCAGUUUGAAAUUAAAAUGAGAAACCAAACUGCACGUCGCAGUGAACCAGCUGUACUACAAUGUCAAGCCAAGGGUGAAAAGCCAAUUGGAAUAAUCUGGAAUAUGAACAACAAACGUCUCGAACCCAAAUCUGACCCACGUUACACAAUUCGCGAAGAAAUUCUGCCUGGAGGAGUUGUUUCUGACUUGAGUAUUAGGAGAACUGAACGAUCAGAUAGCGCCUUAUUCACUUGCGUGGCUACCAAUGCCUUCGGUUCUGAUGACACCAGUAUUAACAUGAUUAUACAAGAGGUUCCCGAAGCUCCCUAUGGUUUAAAAGUUUUGGACAAAUCUGGAAGGACAGUGCAACUUUCUUGGGCCGCGCCUUAUGAUGGAAAUUCUCCUAUUAAGAAGUUCCUUAUUGAGUACAAGCGCGCUAAGGGAAAUUGGGAAAAAGAUAUUGAUAGAGUUCUUGUCCCUGGCGAUGCGACAGAAGCUGGUGUAUUUAGCCUAAGACCUGCUACUGCUUAUCACAUAAGAAUUGUCGCUGAAAAUGAAUUGGGCACUUCGGAACCAUCAGAAACAGUAACUAUUAUCACUGCUGAAGAAGCACCUACUGGACCACCGCAAGACGUGAAAGUAGACGCUGUAGAUAAACAUACGCUGCGAGUAACGUGGAAGCCUCCUCCAUCCCAAGAUUGGAACGGCGAACUCCAAGGAUAUUAUGUUGGUUACAAAUUGGCCUCAAGCAACAAAUCGUUCGUAUUUGAAACUGUAGAUAUCUCAAAAGAAUCGGGUAAAGAACAUCAUCUUGAUAUUUUAAAUUUAAAGACAUAUACACAAUACGCUAUGGUAGUUCAAGCAUUUAACAAAAUGGGUUCUGGUCCAGUUUCUACCGAAGUUAGAGCAUACACCGCCGAAGGUGCUCCGUCAGCUCCUCCUCAAGAUGUUUUCUGCACAACGCUUACCGCUCAAACUAUUCGCGUUUCUUGGGUAUCCCCUCCUCUGGCUGCUGCUAAUGGACUUAUUAAAGCUUACAAGGUGAUAUAUGGACCCAGUGAAACAUGGUAUGAUGAAAAAACAAAGGACACCAAAAUCACGGCCAGCAGUGAAACCAUUUUGCAUGGACUUAAGAAAUUCACCAAUUACUCGAUGGAAGUGCUAGCGACUACGAACGGUGGUGAUGGCGUACGGUCAACCCCAAUCCACUGCCAAACUGAACAAGACGUUCCCGAAGCUCCUCGUGCUGUAAAAGCCCUUGUAAUGGGAUCUGAUUCGAUUCUCGUUUCCUGGAGACCUCCAGCACAACCUAACGGUGUUGUUACUCACUACAAUGUCUACACGCAAGCACAAAACGCCGAACCUCAUCCCAAUAAGGUGCCUGCAUCUCAGACCAGCUACUCCGCAACAGAUUUGAAAGCGGGCCGAUAUGACUUCUGGGUUACGGCUUCUACUAUAAUUGGCGAAGGUCAACCCUCAGCAACAGCCUCCUGCAGCCCUAGUGACAAAGUUCCUGCGAAAAUUGUCUUUGAUGAAGCGUUCAUUGCCACAUACAAAGAAGACGUGAAGCUGCCUUGCCUUGCUGUCGGUGUACCUCCUCCAAAUAUUCUAUGGAAGGUCAAAGGACAACCAUUAGAAACACUAGAACGCAUACGCCAGCUGCCUGAAGGGUCGCUCCAGAUCGCAGGCGUGGCGCGCGAGGACGCCGGCGAGUACUCGUGUCACGUGGACAACCAGUUCGGCACAGACACCGUCACCCACACACUCUCUGUUCUUGCUCCUCCUUUCCCCCCACAACUCACUAUCGCGGCGUCAUCCGUUUCGUCACUCACCCUCCGUCUCAAGCCAUCUGCCGAAGCUGAACAGUCGCCCGCGGCCGGUUAUACCAUACACUACAAGCAAGAGUUUGGAGACUGGGAAACUGUUCAGAUUCCUGCUAACACUGAUACUUACACUUUGGAAAACUUAUUCUGCGGAUCCAAAUAUCAAUUAUAUGUCACGGCCUACAAUGGUAUCGGAACGGGAGAAGCAUCGGAUGUAGUAUUCGCUGGAACUCGCGGCUCUAAACCCCCAGUACCCAGGGCCGCUGAUUUCAUCGAGGUCGGUAGUUCCUCUGUCACACUUCACCUAAAACAAUGGCUUGAUGGCGGCUGCCCCAUGAGCCAUUUCGUAGUCGAGAACAAAAAGAAGGGUACGGCUGAAUGGAAUCAAAUCUCGAAUGCAGUUAAACCAGGCGGCAAUUUUGUUGUAUUAGACCUCGAGCCUGCUACAUGGUAUACUUUAAGGAUUACAGCCCAUAACAACGCAGGUUUUAACGUCGCUGAGUAUGAUUUCGCUACCCUUACAAUGACUGGCGGAACUAUCGCACCGCUACCCAACAAUGUGGACGGCAGCAAGGACUUGCCUGUAUGGGUGAAAGCUUGGCUGGAACCUGAAGUGUUGGUGCCGAUUCUAGCGACGAUUGUCGUAUUCAUAGUGGGAGUUGUCGUCAUAUGUCUUACCCUUGCGCGUAGAAACACACCACAUCGGCUGCGAGGUCAGAAGGACGUGUACUAUGAUGCAGUAUACAACGCGUCCCAAGCGGCGAUGGGCGGCGGCGGAGGCACGCUAGACAAACGUGGAGGACUACGUGAUGAACUUGGCUACAUCGCACCGCCCAACCGCAAGUUGCCACCCGUUCCCGGUUCCAACUAUAACACCUGCGACAGAGUCAAACGUCAGGCGGUUAUCAUGGGCGCGCAUUCAACGUGGGACCCGCGCCGACACCACUACGAGCGGGUGCGGCGCCCGCGAAUGCGCCGUGCUGGUUCCGGUGACACCAUUUCCACAGGCAUGGAAGACGAAAUCUGCCCGUACGCUACUUUCCACCUGCUUGGCUUCCGUGAGGAAAUGGAUCCCAACAAGGCGCUAGCAUUCCCGCACCACCAUGCGGCGCACGCCGGCACCCUCGCACACCCACACCCACACCACCCGGCUCACUCCCGCGCUGGAUCGCAGAGCAUGCCUCGAGCAAACAGCCGCUAUGCCCGCAAAAAUUCUCAGGGAGGACAAAGUGCUAUCUACUCUACUGCGCCCGAAUAUGACGACCCGGCUACCUGCGCCGAAGAAGAUCAAUACCGUGCUCGCUACUCUCGCCCGAUGUACGCGUGUGGUCCCGAGUAUGACGAGCCCGCUUGCUGCGCACCUGAAGACGAGCAGUACACCGGCGCCUAUGGCACUCCCUACUCCGACCACUAUGGAUCACGACCCAGCAUUGGUACACGCAAAUGCGGAGGAUCCCCCGAGCCUCCCCCACCACCACCACGCAACGCCAACAAUGACAACAACUGCUCUUCCUCUUUCAAUGAAAGCAAGGAUUCGAACGAAAUUUCCGAAGCCGAGUGUGACCAACCGCGGAACUAUCCUGUCAGGGCCCACACUGCCAAGGACGGCUUGCACAGCGAGGAAAUGAGGAAACUCAUUGACAGACCAGAAGCAGCCACCCCAAUCCCCCAGCAAGCAAUCCACGGGCGGGGACUCACAGCCUACGAUACUGUGGCAGUGUAACCUGUAAAUCAGGACUGCACAACCAUACAGCGACACGCAGCCAACUUAACGUUUUUAGUUUUAUGGACCAUCAACAUCUUGCUGAAGCAAUGUGGCCCAUUUCAUUCAGCGACAGCAUUUUUCUAUACGCGCUCUUUAAGUUA
Galleria mellonella (greater wax moth) is the source of this 6612-nucleotide messenger RNA. RefSeq names its product cell adhesion molecule Dscam2 (gene Dscam1). The record is from RefSeq and is a predicted model, not a curated record. Gene Ontology annotation, molecular function: cell-cell adhesion mediator activity. Gene Ontology annotation, biological process: axon guidance; homophilic cell-cell adhesion; dendrite self-avoidance. Lineage: Eukaryota; Metazoa; Arthropoda; Insecta; Lepidoptera; Pyralidae. Gene Ontology annotation, cellular component: plasma membrane; axon.